Phycomyces blakesleeanus NRRL 1555(-) is the source of this 426-nucleotide messenger RNA. RefSeq lists its product as hypothetical. Lineage: Eukaryota; Fungi; Mucoromycota; Mucoromycetes; Mucorales; Phycomycetaceae. The transcript has 3 exons. Bases 1 to 426 code for a protein of 141 amino acids. The record is from RefSeq and is a predicted model, not a curated record.
AUGUGGUUUGAUGUGAAACUGAGUGGUGUGACAGUUAAAGAGCUUUAUUUGCGCCAAUGGGUUUAUGCUACACGACAUUCAAAAUAUCGAAUCAAUUGCAUGAUAAAAUACAAAGCUUAUUUUAAUAUGUGUGGGAAACUAGUCGCUGAUAACAUUAGUCGUUUCAUAAUCGAGUUCCCAAAAUACAGUUUAUUUGAAUUCUAUAGCGUAUUCUUUUUAUUUUCUACCGCUCAUAAUAGUGUUAUGGUUGAUCAAAUCAUCAAAUCCAUCUUCAACCGCUUCUUUGAAUAUAUUCGAUGCUCCAGGAGAGUCCCUUUUAGUGGCUCACAAGAUUUUCUGUUCAUUUAUAUUAAAAAUGAUGGCAAUACACAACAACAGCCUACUAUGCUGUAUUCUAUAUAUCAAUAUUUUCUUUCCAGUGAAUAG